CAAAUAUUUACCAAACCCUCAACCGUGAACGAGACGACGCUUUGAACAUUCCACUACUAGAACCGUUCCCGAUAUGGUGAGUGAAUUUAUGCUUCUAAACACAUAGUAUAGAGCAUCUAUAUGUAUACAGGCGAAAUGCGGACAUGAUGAAAAGCUCAACUUGAUGCAGCUAUGUGUAACAGUAACAAUCAACCAAACAAAAAAAAACUCGUAAUCAUAUAAGCUCACUUUGGCCGAGAUAAGGAAGCAUCGAGUGAAAAGUUCAAAACAUCCCCAGCCGCAAGCUUGAAGGAGAUCCAACCGAAUGGUAAUGUUGUAACCGAACGAAACAAGAGUGCAUGCAAAGUGCAUCGUCAUUGGGCAAAGUAAGUGAUACGGAAACGGACUGACAGCGUAAAACAAAAGACGUACGUGCAGAAAAAGAAGAAGCAGACGAAGAAACUUAAAGUGGAUGAUUUAAUAAAUGAAACAAAUGAAUAAGUGUAAAUUGUGAUAAUUGAAUAAUAGCACAAGCGAAGUGCAAGUAAGUGAACAGUAACUCAGCAGAUUAAAAUAAAAACGGCGUGUAUGAAGUGAAGUAGCGAACAAACCAAGUGGAAGCAGGAAAGUGGCACUCGUAUGCUAAUUAGUGCGUGCUGUUGCUCGCACUCCUGACUGCAGGCAUCGUCGGCAGUAGUGCUCUCUCUCCGGGUAGAUGAUUGUUCCUGCUUUGGUGGAACAAUAACAGAAUAGCUUACCGCCGAAGGGAGUACUUACUUGCUAAAUAGAUCAACCCUUUUCUACUUCUUGAAGCUCGGUGAUUGAGCGCAAGAAACGCGCCGUCAAGUGUCCAUCGUCUGAAGUGCUCACUGAUCCGGUUGCUGAAAGGAACACAAGAACAAUGACCGAUAUUCCUCCCAUGGCUACCCUCGCCGAUUGAAAGUCAAACCAGCUCCGCAGGACAAACGUGUCCUCCAUCUAGCCCAAGCCAACUCCAAGAUGAGCAACCUGCGGUACACUAUCCAGUAUUCCGAUUACUUCAACAGAUCGUGGCGCAAUGAAACGCUGGCCAAUGAAUCUACCGCAUCGGUCGGAGGUUACGGGUCGAGUUCCGCCCUCAACGAAACGUAUGAGAUUUACGCACCCAACUACCCGUACGUGUCCUCCACCGAGGAGCAGAACUACAUCGAACAGCUCAGUGAACGGCUGAAGAAUGGCUCCAAUCAUACGCUGUACGGAAUUAACCACCCGAUUUAUCCGGUGGGGGAAUGCAGCACCAACUACUGGGCCGGGUUGUACUUUGAAAUCACCAGCUACUUCCUGUAUGUGCUAAUCUUCGUGACAGCUGUAAUUGGUAACUCAAUAGUGCUGUUCAUAGUGCAAUCGAAUCCUCGGAUGCGCACCGUGACUAAUUACUUCAUCACCAAUUUGGCCGUCGGUGAUUUGCUGAUGAUGCUGUUCUGCGUUCCUUUUACGUUCAUUUCCUCCUUUGUGCUGCAGUACUGGCCGUUCGGGUUGGCCAUGUGCCGGCUGGUGAAUUACACCCAGGCCGUUUCCGUGCUGGUCAGUGCCUACACACUGGUGGCAAUCAGCGGGGAUCGGUACAUUGCCAUCAUGUGGCCACUGAAGCCUAGGAUUACGAAAACAUGCUCGAAAGUCCUGAUAGGCGUGGUGUGGAUUAUAGCGCUUAUAACGGCGGCUCCCAUUGCGAUUUUUUCGACGCUCAUCUUGCCAUCGGAAUGGCACACGGUUUGUAAUCUCCCCAUCUGUAAGGAAAUGUGGCCAUCGAAGGAGCAGGAAAGCUAUUACACCACCACCCUGCUGAUGACGCAGUUCGUGAUACCGCUGCUGGUGCUGAUUUACACGUACACCCGGAUCGCCAUUGUCGUCUGGGGGAAGCGACCGCCCGGCGAGGCGGAAAACUCCCGGGACCAGCGGAUGGCCAAAUCGAAGCGUAAGAUGAUAAAAAUGAUGGUCACCGUGGUAAUCGUGUUCACAAUCUGCUGGCUGCCGUUCAACUUUCUAAUGGUGAUAGACGUUGACACAUCUUGGGAGCUGCUGCCGUACCUCUGGUUCGCCUUCCACUGGCUAGCCAUGUCGCACAGUUGCUACAACCCGAUCAUCUACUGCUACAUGAACGCCCGGUUCCGUUCCGGUUUCAUCCUGGUGCUGCACGGUGUUCCGGGGCUGCAGCAGUUGUGCUGCUGCAUUCGGCACAAACCGAGCGCGCUGGCUCGCAACGCCGGUUCCAGUGUGGCCCUCGCCGGUGAGAUGAAUGGAAUUUACCGUGACAGUGCACUGUCGGGGAAGGCUAGAGUGCGAGAAUCGAUGAAAUAUCGCAUCUGCAUCGAGUUAACACAUGCACCACGUACAUAAGCACCCGGAGGAAGACUGCUCUCAAUGUGCAACAGGUCCAAUCCACCGAAACUUCUCUGCUGCGGUGAUAUCAUCAACAAAGCUUUGACUGAAGGCUGGUCAGCUUCGGUGGCGAUAGUCGGGUGGAUUGUCCGGAACAGGCGGCAGUUGAGCGAUUGAGUGACACGGAAGCGGGUCACGGUAUGGAAAAACAGCCGGUGAAGGUGGGCCGAGCAGCAGAAACAGCGUUUAAUGCCGUGGACGUUGAUUUCAAACAUACCACUACUGCUAGUACGAGGACCUCCGACGGCAGCAGUGGUUCCGUUGGAAAACAAAACGGACACAUUCGCUAGAAUGGGGGGAAGUUGACCGGAAAUCGGCUACAAUAAAAUACUACUCAUUGUACCAGAAAGGAGAAAGUUUUCUUCUGUAUGAAACGUGUAUGUUAAAUAAGAAAAGUUGUAAAAAAAUAACAUCUUUAGAAAAAAAAGUAGAAAAAACCGCGCCAGUAAACAGGAAAAGUAUUUAACAAACGAAAUUAGCGAAAUAAUUGUAAUAGCAAAAUCAUACUGUAAUCAAUGUCCAGUCACUCAAAUCCCACACCUCGGAUGUCAUCAAAUUCAGGAGGGAAUUAAAAUACAGAAACAAAUCCUAAUCAAAUCGAUUAAGCUACUAUCACAUCAAAAGCAUCGAUCGACCGUGUGUCCAUGCCCUAUCCCUGUAUUCGCUAUAGCUACACAACAGAACGAACGGAAGCCAAUCCAGAGAUGUGGAAAAUCACUUGGGAUUAGAGCCAAAUGGGACUCAAUCCAUAAGCUCGUAUCGAGCAGAUGUUCGGGAAACCGUAUUAUUAAUCAUCUUCGAUGAUUUUGCUAAACUCGCAAGCGAAACAGAGAAUCAUGUUCCUUCAUUCGUACGAGGGGAUGGGGGUAGCCAAUUUGAAUUUUAUUGUUUUAUCGAUAGCGAAAAUAUAUGUAUCGACGCCGCCUAGCCGGUUCAGUGUUUCAAUCGUUUAGAUCCCGACACAGGAGCGAGUGCGAAUGGGUGACGAGGGACUCUUCACCAUUCGAUGUUAUCUGCUACUCCCUCCGAAGAUUGGAUUGAGGAUAUUAAAAUAAGGAUAGCAGAAGGUAGUGAAUGGUCUUGCAAAUUCAAAUAGUAAUAACAAUUGCUGUUAUCGUAUUAGAGUAUUACUUGAUGCAUGAUAAUAAACGAAACAGACAUCGUUUGGGUAGUUUGAUUUUGUUAAGUACUUGUAAGUACAAUCGAGAUAGGAAUACUAAU
Molecule: messenger RNA, 3618 nt
Organism: Topomyia yanbarensis
Lineage: Eukaryota; Metazoa; Arthropoda; Insecta; Diptera; Culicidae
Product: RYamide receptor-like
Exons: 8
Coding region: 979-2355 (458 amino acids)
Biological process (GO): neuropeptide signaling pathway
Cellular component (GO): membrane
Molecular function (GO): neuropeptide Y receptor activity
Source: RefSeq, a predicted model, not a curated record